Messenger RNA from Laccaria bicolor S238N-H82, 3081 nucleotides. RefSeq lists its product as uncharacterized. The transcript has 18 exons. Gene Ontology annotation, molecular function: protein binding. The coding region runs from base 1 to 3081 and encodes 1026 amino acids. Lineage: Eukaryota; Fungi; Basidiomycota; Agaricomycetes; Agaricales; Hydnangiaceae. The record is from RefSeq and is a predicted model, not a curated record.
AUGUUCAAUCCCAAGUGCGGAGCGAGCUUCGAUAGAAUAGAUCUAGAGCAUGAACCCCUGCAACCGAGCUUUAUCCGGACUAGGCAGGUCGUGGCGCAAAUUUUCAGUGUUCAACCCUCGAUUCCACAAGACCGCGGCCGCAAGCUUGCAGCCUUAUGCAUCGGGCUCAUGAUCAGCUUGGCCAUGGGAGCCGUAUGCACGGCGCGCCUGGAUACUGCGAUCGAGGACAGGCCUAGCUCUUCUAGAUGCAAUACGCAUUCGCACGAAACGUGCUGCAUUGCCAAGCGUAUGCCGCGUAUGCGCAUACAUGUACAUGCACAUACAGCGUACAUGAUCUCCGGAGAUCUGAGGGCCACGGCCACGCCAACAUGUGUACGAACGUCACACAUAUCCAGAUCUCUUCCUUAUAAGUCGCCAUCAGCCUGCAGAGCUAGGGGAUCGACAUCCAGACGUGCGCGCGCACCAGCCAGCACAGGAGUAAACUUCGUCUUCGGGCUCCAUUUCCCAUUUGGCAGCUCAGGUGGGAAACUGGAAGCUUUCCCAGUCUCCCAUCGGCAAGGCGAGCGCUUGCCCGACGUCCAUGUCCUGCAAAAGUUUCAACUUUUUGGGACGCCUCUCACUCCCAUCAUCCGGCGUGUAAAAGUGACCAUCGGUUCCGACCAGCUCGUUGUCUACGGCUACAGACUUGAAACGCUCCCACCGAACGAGUCCCUCGCAGACAUCCCCUCCAGUAUCCCCUGGCCGGGGGAGAUCGCCGUGUUCAGCGUUGGAAAGCGAGUCCCUUUUCUCUCCAAUCCCCGCGCCAUCAAAAAGAAAAACAUCAAUUUAGCCAUCGCUUUGUUUAUCUCCCGUAUCAUGGAAGCGCUGGAUACAGGAAAUGCACCAAGUGCUUGCGUUACGGUCAAUGGCAUGGUGGCAUGCCCCGCAUUUCUGCCCGAUCGCUUGAUCAUCAUGAAUAUUGAUAUCGAUCCUGAUCAUGAUGAGCUAACUAGAUUCGAAUUCGAACUUUCAAUUGGUCAUGAUCAUGGUUGUGCCUUACCUGGCGUGUUUUCGAGCGAUCGAACCCACAAUAUUCUGCCGUCUUGUUCUGCCGCACUCAACGUUACAGGCUCACUCAAGCAGCGUAUACAUCCACAUCCGAUAUCGAUGCACAACUAUCUUCCAUUGCGUUCAGGGGACUCCUCGUUCCAAAGAGCAAUUCACAGGGAGGGAACCCUAAUGGUCGACAAGUGCUCCAUUGGCGCAGUUGCCUUUUCUCCAGAAGGCACCUACGUUGCGACUGGAGAUGAUAAAGGUUGCAUUGUGAUCCGCUUCUCAGAGAACUGGGCGAUAAUUCGCAAAUUCAACGCAGGAUCUAAAAUUAGAGCUAUUGUCUGGCAUCCCACCCAACCCCUCACCCUCUUCGUGGGGAAUGCAGCAGGAAAUCUGUAUGCCAUUUCCGUUAAGUCCCAAGGGGUAGGUUUCUACUUUGCUUCAAACACAUUGGACUCUCAGACGUUGAACCACCAGGCAGACUCGAUCUUACGGAGGGAGUACUCCGGCUUUAUCCAAGCCAUCAGCGCAAACGUCGAUGGGUCCCAACUUGCAGUGGGAUUUACCAGCGAGAGGGAAGUCUCUGUCGUCCUAGUGGAUGAUCCUGUUUCAGAUUGUAUUCUACGCAAGCUCCUUAUCAAGCCCUCUGGAGCAUUCAACCGCGCCAAGAUCACCCAUAUAUAUUUCGUAGCCGCUACAAAUUUAAGUGACGGCAUAGACUGGUAUUCUGUCAAAACGCAAACCUACAUAAGCUCCACUCGUUACGACAUCAAGGGGAAAGACGGUUCCAUCAGGGUUGUGGGCCUGGAUUUUGUCGACAAUGACACGGUGGUUGCAGGUCAUCCAGAUGGAGGAGUCGUUUUGGCAAGACCUACGAUGAACUCCCCCGUCCGUUUCGAUGAGGCGGAAAGCAAACGACCUGGAGAUUCCACGCGAAUUUGGACGACCCGCGGGUAUUCCAACUGUCCUGCUCACGCAAAGCGAAAAGGAGUCUGCAAAUUUGGUGAUACUGAAGCUAGUCCUUCCUUUCGCCAGUGCCGUGGAUGGCCCAAUGGCAGUUGGUCACGUUUGCUCAGGGGAAGGAAAUCCGAGGAACUGGACCGCCAGCGUCGUCUGUGCCGUCAGCGUCGUUUGAGCCGUCGUCGUGUGCCGUCAGCGUCGUUUGAGCCGUCAGCGUCGUCUAAGCCGUCAGCGUCGUCUAAGCCGUCAGCGUCGUCUAAGCCGUCAGCAUCGAAGCCGUCAGCGCCCACUUCAGAGCCAUCAGCAUCAAUCGGAGCUAUCGCCACAGUUAUAUCGCCUGAAGACAGGCUCAGAACUAGGAAAUGGCCACGAGUCCUCGUCAUUUUGUCCAUCCCAUGUUCCAUCCUCAUUUACUGGGCUUCUAAACCUGUGGCGUCCCAAUUGGCUCCUUACAUCAAAACUCUUAGAGCAUCUGGGGAGGCUGCGAGGCUUGCCGAUGAACUGGAGCUGUGGGCAGAAACCGCAUGGAGCCUGAGUAACACGAGGGCAGAACCUGCCAUCGCUGGUACAACUAGAGCCUCUCAGCCUACCGGCUUGUACCUUGCCCCCGCCCCAACAGAAACUCUACAGCUCCCCGCCAACAUCGAGACAGUGACUGUCGUAUCUACUGCGACCGAAACAAAGACGAUUAUAAAUAUCGUCACGGAAUUCAAUCACGAAUCGGUAACUGCUGCUCCAGGUAACGUUCCGGUCCCAGGUGGAGGUCCAUGCGUGACCACUACAACCGCCCUUCUCCUUGUUGUCGCUGCGGCGGCGUUUGGCGCGUUAGUGGUGUAUGACCCAAAGUUGUUGAUUGCUGGCCGCAAUUGGGUCGAAGAUAUCAUUGGCAAAUUCCGAUGGGUAAAACCCACUGAAGCAGCGGCGAAAAGAAGUGGGGAAGAUUUAGGGUUGACGGGGCCAGUUGAAAUAAUAGCGAUUGUUCUACUUCCUGCCGUUUUGCCGCGCGCCGUUACCCUCGUCACGCAGCAACCUCACUCCGCUCCGUGCAUAUCCGGAGAAAAACUCCUCGAAAGGUGGGAUUAUUCCUGA